AAGUCGAGUUUGCUGUUUGCACGAUAUAAGGCAGGAACUUUCUCCUCAGUGCCGAUUCCAUGUGCGCUUAUUUUUGGAGAGAGUAAGAAAGAUAUUUUAAGAGAGUGAACUUGUUGAAGAGUGUUUGUCGCCGGUCACAGCCUCUGUAAUGAGUUUGUUCCUCGUGCUUCUAUGCUACUUUCCAAUGUGUCCAACUGGAUGCCGUAUAAGGAGAGCCGUGCGCAGCCUUGACGAGAAGCGUCACGUCAUCCACUCCUGACUUCUACCUCUACAGACUCUAAGUGGCGACACUUUUCUACACAUGUUUUCUGGCAUUUUCUUUUUCCAGGAUGAUUAAUUUAUCAGUUGUGCAUCUGUCAUCAACGCCUCCAUUUUUUCUGAGGCUUUUUCUCAAGAGAAGGCUGAUUCCUGCCUUUUCCUGCUAAAGUUAUAGAGACGUAUGUUUGGUUUCCAACACCAAGGAAACUUUUUGGGUUUAAACUUUUUUGUCUGUUUUUCUAUCAUGCUUUUUUGCUGUUAGUUCUUUUGCCCGUUAUUUUCUUUUUUCAGUUUAUCUUUCUACCUCUGUGUGCCUUCCCCUUCCUUUCUAUCAGAUACACCUAUUGGACAUUAUAUUACUUUAAUACUGUCUCACUCUCUUUUUUCCUGUUUCCUGAUUGUUUGUGGGCACAAACUGAGAAUACACAACAGUUUUCCUUUGUUUUUGUUCCUGUCUUCAAUUUUUCCAUUGCUCAAAUUCGACCAUCACUGUCAAAGGAGAAAACUCAAAGCAAGCUCGGCUGCCAAACUGAAUCCCACUAGGCUGUCUUAGUUGUUUUUUACUGUGUCACAUCAUGUGGUCUACCUUUUUGGUGACUGAUGAGGAGGGCCGCACGGUGUGCCCGGCGGCGGCAGGAACGGUGGGAGGGGUUGCUCCGGGAGUAGCACCCCAAGGUGCAGGAGGUCUGACCAACCUGAUGACUGGACGCAGUACGUUUGGUGGGAACAAGCGCCGCAGGGCGACGUCAACAGGACACGCCAUGAGUGAGGCCCAGGAAGGGAAGAUCAAGUUGGCAUUCUUUGUAGCCAUUGUUGGCGUAGUCCUGACAGUCCUUGGGGUGGGGACAGAGUUCUGGGUGGAGCUGGCACCUUCGAAGAGUUUCUAUAACAACCAGACCUGUCUGACGGCUCACUACGGCCUGUGGAAGGGCUGCACCAAGACCCUGUGGGUGGCUGAUAUCGACCCAGAGAGAGAGAGCUGCGGACCCGCUGAACUACCCGGAGAAUCAAAUUGCACCUACUUCAAGUUUUUCACCACGGGGGAAAAUGCUGUGCUGUUUCAGAAGACAACAAGGAAGAAUCUGAAUGUGGUGGCAGCCAUGUUGGCCCUGUUCAGCCUGUUCCUGAUGGUGAUGGGUGCCAUUUGCAUCACCAUGUCUCUCAGUAAAGAGAUCAUAUUCUUCCUCAAGCCAGCGUCCGUCUGCUUUAUUCUGUCAGGUGUCAUGGUGCUUCUCUCCCUGAUGGUUUUCCACCAGUCCGUCCUGGCCUUCUUAGCCAGCGACCACACGAUUCCUCUCCACCACGAGCUCUCCUGGUCAGUGUCGUGCAUCGGCUGUGCAGGGGCCGUCCUCAUCGUGGGUGGGAUCCUCUUCCUGCUGCUGGCGCUGCCUUACAGCCCCUGGCGGAGGUGUCUCCCUCAGAAGGACGGCAGCAGUUAGUGGGCCAGAGGUGGUGUUGCACUUUAUCUGCCCUUUCUGUUUGUGAGGAGGGAGGGUGCAGAGGGGCGUGGAUGUUUCCCAAAGACGUCUUAGCAAAGAGAUUGCUUUUUCUGUGAACUUAUAAGAAUCAUUAAGCAUGUUUAUGGGGCGUUUCCCAUGCACAGAAUACUUAUCUUUUCAUCACAAUAUUCUUGUUUGGUAUGAAAUAUCUUCACCCUUUUUUUUUUAUCUUUGUUUCCCCGCGAGUAAUUCUCUAUCCCUGACUAUUGAUAAGAACACUUUGAUUUAUGACCCCAUAAUCUGACAGAAUAUUGUUGAGGUGUUAACAGCUACAAUGCCACGGUGCAGAGAAAUAUCCCUUUUAGUCUUAUCAAAUAUGGUUAUCUUAAUGCUCAGAUGUGUUUGGGAAACAGUCCUGUAUUGUCUUACUAAUCAUGCUGCAGGGUGUGGAGGAAAUGUACUGUUAGUUCAUUCAAUAAAGGAAAAGUAUUUUUCUAAAAACAGGUUAGCCCUUCAACUCCUUUGAUAUAAACUCAUUGUUAAACAAUACUUGACAAAAACAGUUUUAAAGGUCCAGUGUGUAACAUUUAGGAGCUAGAAAUGCACUAUAAUAUUCAUUGGUAUGCUGUUUGCUUUUGAUGUUUCUACAGUAGCACAGAACAGACAAACAAAUACUGGUUGUAGAUUAGUGGCCACUGUAGUUUCUCCUACACACUUCACAGACCGUGUUCAUUCCCAGGUCGUCAAAUACAGACGCCAGCAGUGCUCGUUAGUGGCAAUCUGCAAUUUCACCGCUAGAUGGCACUAAAUCCUACACACUGGUCCUUUAAAGAGUGUAGCAGAUUUAAGUCAACGUUUGUUAAGCUAGCUAAAAUGUUUGUAGUUGGUUAACCUGAACUGUACCAAAAUUUUAACAUAUUGGCUCUUUAAUUUACUCACUCUAACCUUAUGGACUACUCCUUAAAAUGUAAACUAUCUACUAAUUAACCUUUAUUUCAGUUAAAAAAAAAAAGGCCUAGAGGACUGGAUGUACAGAAAAUAUAUGCUAGCUUUACUUUUUUACUUUACUAUGUUAACUUUACAACAAAAUUAACUUAAAUACUGUAGUUGUGCCCAAAACACUGAUCAUUUACUGCGUCUUUGAUUACUUCCAUCUGUUGGAUCACAGCCCUGCUCAGGUAACAAGAUGACCAUCAACAUCCCCAAAAACAAAAAUGACACUGAAUGAACGGGACGGUUUAUUGACCUCCAAUCUGAUAACCUCGUUCAAGAAACUCAUUUUUUCUCAGUGAUGUGUGAAAAAAGCAAUAUUAUGUUUGUCCUAAAAUGCCUUCCUGUCUGCAGAGCUGUCUUUCUAUGGUAUACGCUGGAUGUUUUGUUGUCUUGUUAUUCAUCAAUUGCCACUAAGAUUUAGAUAUCAAUGGCUUAUAUAAUUUAUUAGAAACACAUUUAUUACAUAGUCAUUUGACAGGGCUCUAAUUUUGUAAAGGUACAAACACACACUAUAUAUUAUUAUCUAUGUCAGGUCAUAAGCGCAAUGAUGAACACAACUUAUUAGUAUCAUAUUUGGAUGUCACAUGCAUCAUAUUGCAGACAUACAGUACUUUAUAAUAAGAGUAUAUAUGACAUAUUUUAAAUCAAGUGUAAGGUAGGUGCUACACUUUAGAAAUAGCUUGACAAUCACAUACAACUAGAAAAUAUUGUAAAGAUUUAGAGUGGAGUAGGGUGUACUUUUGAUGUAAGUUUUACAUCAGCUAAAAGUUUGAGAUGCUUCCAUGUUUUUACCUUCAGUGUUUUUCUCAUGUUAGAACAAAGUGCUUUUCUGUGCCUGAAUGGAAGGUGAACCGUCUCUGCAACUUCUUUGAACUGAAUCGAUUGAGUAUGAAUGACUUCAUUUUAUUAUUAAACAUGACAUGAAUAUUUAAUGUCA
This is a messenger RNA of Dicentrarchus labrax (European seabass), 3627 nucleotides long. RefSeq names its product voltage-dependent calcium channel gamma-6 subunit-like. Gene Ontology annotation, cellular component: L-type voltage-gated calcium channel complex; membrane. The coding region runs from base 834 to 1697 and encodes 287 amino acids. Lineage: Eukaryota; Metazoa; Chordata; Actinopteri; Moronidae. The record is from RefSeq and is a predicted model, not a curated record. The transcript is spliced from 7 exons. Gene Ontology annotation, biological process: regulation of calcium ion transmembrane transport via high voltage-gated calcium channel. Gene Ontology annotation, molecular function: calcium channel regulator activity.